UAGGGUUAGGGUUAAUGACAGUGCUAAAGGAAAGUCCUUCGGACAUUGGUUACAAAAACAUUAAGUCUGUAGCAGUGUAGAGGAUGAUCAAUUGACAAUUCUACUACAUCAUGCACUUGAGAAAAUCCAAGUGGAAGAGUGUAAUAGGACUAGAGAUUCAUGCACAGAUUCUGUCAAAGAGUAAACUGUUCUCCGGAUCAUCCACCAAGUAUGGUGCACCCGUCAACACUCAGGUGUCGUUCUUCGAUGCAGCUCUGCCAGGAACAUUGCCUGUUCUCAAUCGCCGAUGUGUGGAAGCAGGAGUCCUCACUGCAAUGGCUCUUAACAGCAAGAUCAACAAAAUAUCAAAGUUUGACAGGAAACAUUAUUUCUAUGCAGAUUUGCCAUCAGGUUAUCAGAUAACCCAGCAACGGCAACCUUUGGCUGUCGGUGGUGAACUGGCCUACGUCAACUUCAACCCUUCAGUCCACAAACAGCCAAUCAAAAAGAAGGCGAAACUUGUGCAAAUACAGCUGGAACAGGACAGUGGGAAAAGUUUGCACGAUCUGGAAGAAAAACAGAGUUUGAUUGACCUCAACAGGGCAGGAACAGGUUUAAUGGAAAUUGUAACCGAACCAGACUUCACUAGCGGUGAAGAGGCAGCCAGCUUUGUGAAGGAAUUGCAACUUAUUCUUCAGAGCAUUGGCACUUGUGAUGGAAAAAUGUCAGAGGGGUCUCUCCGAGUCGAUGCAAAUAUUUCUAUCCAUCAAGAAGGAGAAUCCCUUGGGACCAGGACUGAAGUAAAGAACAUCAACAGUAUACGAGGCAUUGCCAAGGCGAUCGAAUUUGAAAUAAAGCGCCAGAUUUCAGAGAAAGAAAGUGGCAGACAAAUAGUGAAUGAAACCAGAACAUUUGAUGCUGAAUCUGGAGAAACGUUACCGAUGAGAGACAAGGAGAAGAUUCUUGACUAUCGCUUCAUGCCAGAGCCAAACCUGCCUCCAGUUCAUGUGUACGAUUCGGUAGGGCCAGGAGUGAGUGUGGAACAUGUUGUCAUCAUCAACCAACUUAAAGAACAGCUGCAGGAGCUGCCUGAAGAGAAGAGACGGCGUGUGCAAAAACAGUACGGCCUCCCUCUUAAUACAGCAGUGAUACUCGUGAAUGAGCCUGGACUGUUGUCUUUCUUUGAAGAGGUGCUUCAAGAUAGUAAACGAGACCCUGUUGCUGUCGUUACCAUACUGGUGAAUGAAUUUCUGGGACAGAUACACUCAAGGGAGAUAACUGUAACAAACAGCCCAGUAAGUGCCGUCUCAUUUGGGGAGUUAUGUGAUAUGCUGUCCUCUGAGAAAAUCUCUUUAUCAACAGCAAAGAAAGUGCUAGCAUUAAUGUUUGAAAAGCCAGAAUCAAGACCACAGGACAUAGUAAGUGAAAAGAACUGGCUGCAAGUUAGCGACACUAAACUCAUUGAAGAAACUUGCAGAAAUGUCUUGACAAACAGUCCGAAACUUGUAACCGAGUACAAGAAAGGCAAGAAGAAAGUGCUCAAUGCUCUGAUUGGUCAGAUUCAGAAGGACUUUCAAGGUCGAGCGAACCCCAGACUUGUGAUUGAGACCUUGCAAAGGCUUAUUGACAGUGAAAUGUGAAUACAAGAUGUUCCUUAACCACGUGUCCAAUCCCUGUCAUGGACCGAACUCUCUGGCAAAGUCAGAGGUUGUGCACAUGACAGGUGUGCUUGAAUAGUUCUCUUGAUGGAAGCAUGCCAAAAAUUACCCACACCUCACAUGUGUUCGACGCCAUAUAACCAUAAAUAAAACUUCGACGAAUGCGUCAU
This is a messenger RNA of Gigantopelta aegis, 1807 nucleotides long. RefSeq names its product glutamyl-tRNA(Gln) amidotransferase subunit B, mitochondrial-like. The transcript has 12 exons. The record is from RefSeq and is a predicted model, not a curated record. Gene Ontology annotation, molecular function: glutaminyl-tRNA synthase (glutamine-hydrolyzing) activity. Gene Ontology annotation, biological process: mitochondrial translation; glutaminyl-tRNAGln biosynthesis via transamidation. The coding region runs from base 111 to 1619 and encodes 502 amino acids. NCBI's taxonomy places the organism in Eukaryota, Metazoa, Mollusca, Gastropoda, Neomphalida, Peltospiridae.